This is a messenger RNA of Myotis lucifugus (little brown bat), 2657 nucleotides long. RefSeq names its product tripartite motif containing 71 (gene TRIM71). The record is from RefSeq and is a predicted model, not a curated record. Lineage: Eukaryota; Metazoa; Chordata; Mammalia; Chiroptera; Vespertilionidae. Gene Ontology annotation, biological process: proteasome-mediated ubiquitin-dependent protein catabolic process; protein polyubiquitination. Gene Ontology annotation, molecular function: zinc ion binding; ubiquitin protein ligase activity; protein binding.
UCCCUCCUCCGGCCUGGUUGCAAAUGGCUUCGUUCCCUGAGACCGACUUCCAGAUCUGCCUGCUGUGCAAGGAGAUGUGCGGCUCGCCAGCGCCGCUCUCCUCCAACUCGUCUGCGUCGUCGUCGUCCUCGCAGACGUCCACGUCGUCGGGGGGGGGGGGGGGGGGGCCCCGGGCCGCGGCGCGCCGCCUGCACGUCCUGCCCUGCCUGCACGCCUUCUGCCGCCCGUGCCUCGAGGCGCACCGGCUGCCUACGGCCGGCGGCGGCGCGCCGGGAGAGUCACUCAAACUGCUUUGCCCUGUCUGCGACCAGAAAGUCGUGCUGGCCGAGGCGACGGGCAUGGACGCGCUACCCUCGUCCGCCUUCCUGCUCAGCAACCUGCUCGACGCCGUGGUGGCCACGGCCGACGAGCCGCCGCCCAAGAACGGGCGUGCCGGCACCCCGGCGGGUGCGGACGGCCACAGCAACCACCGGCACCACGCGCACCACGCGCACCCGCGCGCGUCCGCCUCGGCCCCGGCGCUCCCGAAGGCGCCUCCGCUGCCGCCCGCGCUUCUACGCUCCUGCGCCGGAGGACCCGCCGCGUCUCCGUCGGCGCUUUUGCUGCGCCGGACUCACGUCUGCACUCUUGUUGACGAGGGUAACGCUCGGCCUCGUCCGCAGCUCCUCGACUGCCAAGAGCACUCCUGCGCGAUAACUUGGCGUCCGGAGCGGCACAGGGGGGUGCACCUCACCAAGGAUCACCUACAUAUCGAUCGAGGCGGCCCGCCGGGGGCCACCGCCGCCGCCCGCCCCGCAGCGCAGCAGCUCGGGCUCGGGGCGCCCUUUCAGCGGCCCCGCCCUUCUCCAUCAUCUCGGUCUUCCCCGAGCCGCCUCGGCUUCUGCCAGCACCACGACGACGAGGUGCUGCACCUCUACUGUGACACUUGCUCGGUGCCCAUCUGUCGUGAGUGUACAAUGGGCCGGCACGGGGGCCACAGCUUCAUCUACCUCCAGGAGGCACUGCAGGACUCCCGGGCACUCACCAUCCAGCUGCUGGCUGACGCCCAGCAGGGCCGCCAGGCGAUCCAGCUGAGUAUCGAGCAGGCCCAGACCGUGGCGGAGCAGGUGGAGAUGAAGGCCAAGGUGGUACAGUCGGAGGUCAAGGCCGUGACUGCAAGACAUAAGAAGGCCCUGGAGGAGCGGGAGUGCGAGUUGCUGUGGAAGGUAGAGAAGAUCCGCCAGGUGAAGGCCAAGUCUCUGUACCUGCAGGUGGAAAAGCUGCGGCAGAACCUCAACAAGCUGGAGAGCACCAUCAGCGCCGUCCAGCAGGUCCUGGAGGAGGGCCGGGCGCUGGACAUCCUGCUGGCCCGAGACCGCAUGCUGGCCCAGGUGCAGGAGCUGAAGACGGUGCGCAGCUUCCUGCAGCCCCAGGAAGACGACCGGGUCAUGUUCACGCCCCCCGACCAGGCACUGUACCUCGCCAUCAAGUCCUUCGGCUUCGUCAGCAGCGGGGCCUUCGCGCCGCUCACCAAGGCCACGGGCGACGGCCUCAAGCGGGCCCUCCAGGGUAAGGUGGCCACCUUCACCGUCAUGGGCUACGACCACGAUGGAGAGCCUCGUCUCUCGGGGGGCGACCUGAUGUCAGCCGUGGUCCUGGGCCCUGACGGCAACCUGUUUGGGGCCGAGGUGAGUGAUCAGCAGAACGGGACUUACCUGGUGAGCUACCGGCCCCAGCUGGAGGGUGAGCACCUGGUGUCGGUCACCCUGUGCAACCAGCACAUCGAGAACAGCCCCUUCAAGGUGGUGGUCAAGUCGGGCCGCAGCUACGUGGGCAUUGGGAUCCCGGGCCUGAGUUUCGGCAGCGAGGGCGACAGCGAUGGCAAGCUCUGCCGUCCUUGGGGCGUGAGCGUGGACAAGGAGGGCUACAUCGUGGUCGCCGACCGCAGCAACAACCGCAUCCAGGUGUUCAAGCCCUGUGGCACCUUCCACCACAAAUUCGGCACCCUGGGCUCCCGGCCCGGGCAGUUCGACCGGCCGGCCGGGGUGGCCUGCGACGCCUCCCGCAGGAUCGUGGUGGCCGACAAGGACAAUCAUCGAAUCCAGGUCUUCACCUUCGAGGGCCAGUUCCUCCUCAAGUUUGGCGAGAAAGGGACCAAAAACGGGCAGUUCAACUACCCUUGGGAUGUGGCGGUGAAUUCCGAGGGCAAGAUCCUGGUCUCAGACACGCGGAACCACCGGAUCCAGCUGUUUGGGCCCGACGGCGUCUUCCUGAAUAAGUACGGCUUCGAGGGGGCUCUCUGGAAGCACUUUGACUCCCCUCGGGGCGUGGCCUUCAACCACGAGGGCCACUUGGUGGUCACCGACUUCAACAACCACCGGCUCCUGGUUAUUCACCCCGAUUGCCAGUCUGCACGCUUCCUGGGCUCGGAGGGCACCGGCAACGGGCAGUUCCUGCGCCCGCAGGGCGUGGCCGUGGAUCAGGAGGGGCGCAUCAUUGUGGCCGAUUCCAGGAACCACCGGGUACAGAUGUUCGAGUCCAACGGCAGCUUCCUGUGCAAGUUUGGAGCUCAGGGCAGUGGCUUUGGGCAGAUGGACCGUCCUUCCGGCAUCGCCGUCACCCCCGAUGGGAUGAUCGUCGUGGUUGACUUUGGCAACAAUCGAAUCCUCAUCUUCUAA